AUGACUCUCUUUUCCAAGACAGUGGCAGAGCGGACCCGACCGGGACAGCGUCUGGAUGUGGAAGAGCAUGAUCUCGUUUCGCAUGCCUUUGGAAGCAGCGAGGGCAUCUGCGGCAUAGUGGACGAAUUCCUCUCUAAGCAUCCCCGGUCUAUCUGGACUACUGGCGAGCCUACCUUGGCCUUUCCAGAAUUGAAGGAUUACCUUUCCAAGUAUCAGGAUCCGCAGCAACCCGACAGCAUCUUGAAGAUCCAAAAGGAGUUGGACGAGACCAAGAUCAUCCUUCACAAGACGAUUGAAAGCGUACUGCAACGCGGGGAGAAGAUCGACGAUCUUGUCGCCAAAAGUGGCGGCUUGAGUGCCCAGAGCAAGAUGUUCUACCAACAAGCAAAGAAACAGAACUCGUGUUGUGUGCUCAUGUAG
This is a messenger RNA of Fusarium keratoplasticum, 420 nucleotides long. RefSeq lists its product as uncharacterized. The coding region runs from base 1 to 420 and encodes 139 amino acids. Gene Ontology annotation, molecular function: SNAP receptor activity. Lineage: Eukaryota; Fungi; Ascomycota; Sordariomycetes; Hypocreales; Nectriaceae. Gene Ontology annotation, cellular component: Golgi apparatus. The transcript has 3 exons. The record is from RefSeq and is a predicted model, not a curated record. Gene Ontology annotation, biological process: endoplasmic reticulum to Golgi vesicle-mediated transport.